AUGCCACUCUUCCCCGCUUCGUCGGCUCUAGCAUGGAAAGCUGGGGCGCUUCUCAGUGAGUCCACUUCGCGCUCGAUCGACACCCCACAUCAUCGCCGAGCUAGUGAGGAUCCGUCCUCGCAAGGCACUGACCAUCCCAUCGGCUCUGUUGAAAUAUCAGGUUCGACAGGAAUCAUGGCUGGAGCAUUUGGAGCCCAUGCACUGGCGCCUAGGCUGGGAGAAAAGACCGCCACAUGGGUGAGCACCUUAUGUGCUGCCUUGCACGGACCAAGAGCAGUAGACAAGUUUGAGCUGACCAAGAGGACGAGGUGCUUCAUCUACCGCUAGACCAUGGCUAGUCAUUACGCGAUCGUCAAUGGAGGUCAGUCGGGGCUUCAACGAUCGGUAUACAGCCAUGGCGGCCACGCAGUGCACGGGACUGAUCUCGUUCGAGCCAUGGAUCCUCCCUCGCAGUGGCCUUGUUGGCAAUCUCACAACACCCCAUCUACAGCAAGCGAUGGAGCGCACCCCUCAUUAUCGUGGGUACGACGCUCUUCUCCGGAUCCAUCUUUGCGUUGCUGCUUUACCGAGAAAAGUGAGUGCUGCCACCGCUGCCAGCCAGGUCACGUGAGCGCUCAGCAGUCAGAAUCUGACUUGAUCUGUUCAAUUCGCACAAGGAUGGGCGCGUUGACCAAGAUUGUCGGUCCAGCAACUCCGCUCGGAGGCUUGCUCAUGAUUGGCGGGUAUCUAAGUCUUGUAGGUCCCUGUGCCUUGCACCUCACCCCGGACUAA
Microbotryum saponariae is the source of this 771-nucleotide messenger RNA. NCBI's taxonomy places the organism in Eukaryota, Fungi, Basidiomycota, Microbotryomycetes, Microbotryales, Microbotryaceae. The record is from the annotation of a GenBank genome assembly.